GGAAAGGAAAAUUAUUUUUUUACGGUUAAACCUAUUUGGUUGGUGGUUUGAAGAAGAGAAAAACUGAAGCCUUUAUACUUGGGCUUUCUAUUGAGGCCGAUUAGCACCAAGUCACCAAUACGGCCCAUAUAUUAUUAGCCCAAAGCGCUUUGGGACGGGCUUACGAGCUUUCUGUUUAAGUUUACCAAUACCUGUAAGUUUCAGAGCAUAGAGCUAUCUGGAAUGGAGAUUUGCCGGCUGCCAAAUCAACCGGCUGUUAUUCAUCUCCGGCAGGGUCAAACUGCCGGAAUAUAUUUUAUUAAAACGCCACAGUUUUCAUCUAAUAUUAAAUGCAGUGUAGGUGAAGAAUCCAGCACUAAAAACCCGGAUUUGAAAAAUCGAAUGUUCAUUCUGGGGAUGGGUUUCGUAGGAAAAUUCUUGGCUGCAGAUUUGAAAAGCAAUGGAUGGGAAGUUACAGGAACUUGUACCAGUACUGCACGGAAGAAGAAAUUAGAGGAAAUGGGGUUGCAUGCGCACAUAUUUGACGCUACUGAACCACAACAGGAAGUCCUCGAUAUCUUGAAAUUCCAUUCACAUCUUCUUAUCUCCAUCCCUCCAGUUUUGGGUGUUGGUGAUCCGAUGCUUCGGCGUAAAGAAUUGCUAAAAGAAAGACUAAAGGAUGGUAACCUCCAGUGGCUUGGUUACUUGUCAUCAACAGGUGUUUAUGGAGACUCUGGUGGUGCAUUGGUUGAUGAAGAGUUUCCACCUAGCUCGACGACUGAAUUGGCUAAAGCAAGGAUAGCUGCAGAGGAAGGAUGGUUACAUCUGGCUUGUGAUGGAAGGGUCUCUGCCCAAAUAUUUAGAUUGGGUGGCAUAUAUGGUCCUGGUAGAAGUGCUGUUGACACUAUUCUCAAGCAAGAGCCUCUGUCUAAAGGUCAGAAGAUGAGAUUCUCCAGGCAUUAUACCUCCCGUAUUCACGUUGCUGACAUCUGCCAGGCUCUUAAGGCCAGCAUACAGAGGCCAUCUCCUGGGCAUAUAUACAAUGUAGUUGAUGACGAUCCUGCUCCUAGAGAGCAGGUAUUUAAGUUUGCUAGGAACUUGGUUGAGGAGAAAUGGCCAGGCCACUUAGUCUUCAACAACUCCGCUGAAGAGGUAAAGUCUCUAAUCCCGCAGGGAGGUUCAAGGGGAGAGAAGCGAGUCUCCAAUAAACGCAUUAAAACGGAACUGGGAGUGAAUCUGCUUUACCCUACAUAUGAAUCUGGAUUACGGAGCAUUAUUGAACGCAUAGAAAUUCCAUUUGGCCAGGUGAAGAGUUAAUAUGUUUUGAAGGAUAAUGAUGAAUUGCCCCAUUCCAUCGACUCUUCUGUCCCAUACUGCGCUGCUCAUCAAGUGGAAUACAGGUCGUCUGCUCAAAAGGGAUGGCAAGUUGAGAGUAAUAAAUCAAAAAAUAGACGUACUAUUUAUGUCUGCUUGCGUGCAUUCAACAUAUUAUGUAAAUCAACACGGGAAUAACUUAUAUAAAUUUCAGAA
This is a messenger RNA of Solanum pennellii, 1509 nucleotides long. Its product is annotated as protein YeeZ. The transcript has 9 exons. NCBI's taxonomy places the organism in Eukaryota, Viridiplantae, Streptophyta, Magnoliopsida, Solanales, Solanaceae. The record is from RefSeq and is a predicted model, not a curated record. The coding region runs from base 223 to 1296 and encodes 357 amino acids.